AUGCAUCUGUGUGCCACAGACCGCUUCGUAUGGUCGAAAAACAGGCGUGUAGACUGGAGGUAUGAGUUGUUCGUUCACAGCGUACCACGAAGAUUGCAAGAAGCCCGGGUGGGCAAAAGGUCGAACAAGAAAACAGCUCUCAAAUUUGGAAGUAAAGAUGUAGUGCCGUUGAAAAUGGAAGAUGAGCUCCUCAACACUUGGAAAAACUCGCAUUCCAAUGUGAUAACAUCCAUUGCUCACGGACCGGAAAUAAUGGAGGAGGAAUAG
Messenger RNA from Opisthorchis viverrini, 267 nucleotides. RefSeq lists its product as hypothetical. The transcript has 2 exons. The record is from RefSeq and is a predicted model, not a curated record. NCBI's taxonomy places the organism in Eukaryota, Metazoa, Platyhelminthes, Trematoda, Opisthorchiida, Opisthorchiidae. Bases 1 to 267 code for a protein of 88 amino acids.